CCCCUUUUCAUGCAUUCAGAUCAUGAGACUUCUGGUUGCUGUUCCCUGCUCUUCCAGACCACAAAGUACUAACAAAAAAAACCUUUUCCAGUUGUAAGAUAGGGAUGAGUUCCUUUCAUCACGAGGUGUUGCUUUUCUUAAAUCUGUUCAGCCUAGUGUCAGGGCUGCAGUUUGCCACAGAAGAGCCUUUCCUCACGGUGUGGAACGCCCCCACUGCCAGCUGUCUCUCACAAUAUGGCAUUGACCUCGAUUUGGGCACGUUCAGCAUUGUCCAGAACCAGAACCAGACAUUUAUAGGUGGAAACAUUACAAUAUUUUACUCUGAAAAGCUUGGUCUGUAUCCCAGGUACAAUGACAAUGCAGAGGCUAUCAAUGGCGGGGUACCUCAGAACGCCAGUCUGGACAAACACCUCAGGGUGGCCUCUGAAGAUAUCCACGCCUGGAUCCCUGACAGGGAUUUCCAGGGCCUGGCUGUGGUGGACUGGGAGAGCUGGAGACCAGUUUGGGAGAGAAACUGGGACAGUAAGCAGGUGUACUGGGCGGGCUCAAGAGCACUAGUGAAGUCCAGACAUCCAGACUGGAGUCCUGCAGAGAUAGAGGCCGCAGCCCGGGGGGAGUUUGAGGAAGGUGGGAGGAAGUUCAUGGAGGAAACAUUAAAGCUGGGGCAGCAGGAGAGACCAAAUGGGCUGUGGGGCUUUUACGGUUUCCCCAACUGCUACAACUACUACAGCGACAGAAGCAGGAACUACACAGGCGAGUGUCCACCUGUGGAGCUGAAGAGGAACGACCAUCUGAUGUGGCUGUGGAACGUCUCCUCCGCUCUUUACCCCGACAUCUACCUCAGCCUGCAGCUGCGAGACCUGAGCAGAGAAGUGCUCCUCUACACCCACCACCGCAUCCUGGAGGCCAUGAGAGCUCCAUCAGCACCACCUGUGUUCCCCUACGCUCGCAUCGUCUACACAUACACGUUAGAUUUCCUCUCUCAGGAACAUCUGGUCUACACCGUCGGAGAGAGCGCUGCUUUAGGAUCUGCAGGGGUGGUGCUGUGGGGCGACCAUACCUUCUCCAAAUCUCAGGCUACUUGUGAGGCUGUCAAAUUGUACAUGGACCAGACUCUGGGUCCUUACCUGGUGAACGUCACGGCGGCUGCCACUCUCUGCAGCCGGACCAUGUGCUCCUCUCAGGGAAGAUGCCAGAGGAGGAACUCAGAAUCAAGGGCCUACCUCCACCUGGACCCUGCCGUGUGGAAGGUGGUGUUUGAGAAGAGUCCACGGGGACGGCAGAACUACAGAGUCUUAGGACAGAUGAAAAAACACGAGGUCAAAUUCAUGAAGUCUGAGUUUCGGUGCAAGUGCUACCCUGGAUGGGGCGGGGAGAGCUGCUCCAAACGAAAGCAAGGAUAACAGACUUUCCUUAACGGAGUUUCAAGGACUGUAUUGUAUCAUAAAUGGCAUUCAAGUCUUUAAAUCGUGUCAAAAUGAACCACUCCAUGGGUAGAAUGGCCUCAUUCUUUCUUUACAAUUCACCUUUUUUACAUUUCCCUUGAUUUUCAUCACUUGGAUGUUUGAGCCUCAGUGCACAAAAUAAUUUAUGCGCAGUGUUCGUCGCUCGAAAACCGUUUACACAUCUGACUUUAAACGAUUUGUACAUGCAGGAUCUUGGGUGAUGUGGAAAACCGGAACCAUCCAGUGCACAAAACCUGAGAAUGGAAUUAUGGAUGCAGUGAAGAAGGAGACAUAUUAUGUAGUACCACAUGCUACUUUAUACUCUUACUGCAAUACAUUCCAGUGGGAAAUAUUGUACAUUUUAAUCAUUGUUUUUUCAGUGGAAGCUUUUAGUUGCUUUAAAGAUAAGGGCUUUAAAAUGAUUCAUCAAUUAAUACAAAUGUAUCAACCAAGGGAAAUAUGAUUUAUUGCAAGAGAUUACUGAUUGCAUAAACACAUUUAAAAGCUGCUUGCAAAUUAACAGCACAAUAUAUGAUGGGACUUUCUGGAUUAUAAGGAUUUUUUUUCUUGAUACUUUAAGUACAUUUGACUGAUGAUACUUUUGAACUUUUGCUUAUUGGCUUGUAUGCAUAUUUAUUGAAAUAACCUUAUGAUGGGACUUACUUGAGUAAAACAACUUGCCUACAAUAAGUUUUUGCUGUGGCUUUCAUAUUAAAUAUUUGUGUGAAAGUUUCUGACCAGCAGGUGGCGCUGUGGGACAUCUAACUGGCAGAGAUUCAUGAGACAUCAAGGUCAGAGCUCUGGGUGUAAUCACAAGGAGAGUCAAAUCAGUGUAGGGGAAACAAAAUAAUUGACUCAGUAGAUCCGCUUCUUCUGACUAUAUGCUCCAACUCUUCAGCCGCCGCAGCGUCCAUGAAGGGUUAAACUCUGACAGAGAAGCAGAGAGGGAACAAGGUGACCUUGAUUGAUUUACGAGUGGCUGUACAAUGUUGUCUUAUCUGAUAGCCACCGCUGCUCCAAACUGGUGUUGUUGAUUGUGAUUUUCCCCCUCUGUCCCCUGCGGGGCCGACAGGCUGGAAGAACAGACUCCCACAAGGUCCUGCUGCUUCCUGCUUCCUGCUUUAUCAUCACUGGCUGGAUUAUAGGGAAGAUGGAUGCUCUUUUUUAAACUGGAGAUAGGUUUUCAGCAUGUGUUCUUUUAAAACAUAAUUUAAGUCUUUGGCAUUGAUUGUGCAGUUUCUGGAGAAAAACAAUUUGCGUUUCAUAAGCCACAGACAGAAUGUAAUGUCCAGCCUAUAUUUACCUGUAGUUUCUUGAUAAUGGCAGAAGGAAACACAACAAGGCUCUCCUUCUGAUUGACGUUUGUGCUGCUUGUCAAUCUAUUUGUGAUUAUUAUGUUCACCUUGGCAGCCUUAAAUCCACUCCCUCUGUCCAAAUAGACAGACAGAAUUAUAAUAAUGCUGUG
Messenger RNA from Notothenia coriiceps (black rockcod), 2910 nucleotides. It is a transcript of the gene hyal1, whose product is annotated as hyaluronidase 1. Gene Ontology annotation, biological process: hyaluronan catabolic process; carbohydrate metabolic process. Gene Ontology annotation, molecular function: hyalurononglucosaminidase activity. The record is from RefSeq and is a predicted model, not a curated record. NCBI's taxonomy places the organism in Eukaryota, Metazoa, Chordata, Actinopteri, Perciformes, Nototheniidae. The transcript is spliced from 4 exons. The coding region runs from base 105 to 1403 and encodes 432 amino acids. Gene Ontology annotation, cellular component: cytoplasmic vesicle.